Molecule: messenger RNA, 1692 nt
Organism: Coregonus sp. 'balchen'
Lineage: Eukaryota; Metazoa; Chordata; Actinopteri; Salmoniformes; Salmonidae
Source: the annotation of a GenBank genome assembly
AAGUUGGUAGCGUACCAGAGGGAGUUCCAUGCCCUGAAAGAGCGCCUCCGUGUGGCUGAGCACCGGACCCUGCAACGAUCCUCAGAGCUCAACAACAUCCUGGAGCAGUUCAGACGGGCCAUUGCAGAGACCAACGGCAGCAAGGAUGCUCUCACUAACUUCUCAGGUACAGACACACACACCCAUCCAUCCAUCCAGGAUGGAUCUACACACACCGACACACACACACCCAGGAUGGAUCUACAUUCACCAGCUUCUCAGGUCACUGAUCACAAUAUAUAUAAUAAUAAUAUAAUAUGCCAUUUAGCAGACGCUUUUAUCCAAAGCGACUUACAGUCAUGCAUGCAUACAUUUUUCUUUUUGUGUAUGGGUGGUCCCGGGGAUCGAACCCACUACCUUGGCGUUACAAGCGCCAUGCUCUACCAGCUGAGCUACAGAGAACCACACAUAAAGACCCAUUCAAGCUGAAUCCCCCCUUUCUUUUAAUGGGGAACUCGGCAAGGGUUGUGUAUUCUGCCAUUAAUGGAGAAUAAUAGACUGGAUGGUUCAGCUCUCCUCUUAUCUAAUAGUACCUAUCCCUCAGGCUAUAGACCAUCUCCAUCCUAAACAGGCCUUUAGUAAUGCUAGACUUGAAGUAGAAUGAACAUAAUGCUCUAAUCUAAAAAGUUCAUCCACCACGCAGAGGAGGUGAUUACAACAAGAAAUCACUCCAAAGAGAAGCCAUGUGGAUAUACAUGUAUAAAUUAAAUUCUGUAUCUCCACACGGUUUAAAUGAAGAACUAGAUUUCAUCUCCUUCCUAUAGGCCACCUUUAAACUGUUAUACAAGAACACUGUCCAUAUCAGAUUUUGCAUAUCGUUUACGAGUCAGUCCAACAUAUUUAUGAACGACUGAGGCUGAUGUUCUUUGUGGUAAGCCAUCUCAUGAAUUUAUAUAAUGUAUCCAAGUGAGCAGACACCUAAGUCAAUUGAUUCAUGAAUUGCCCUUCGUGUCCGCUCUCAUACCCUAUAAUUCUGUAUUUCUUUGUGACAAAAGCCACAUCCCUGAUUGGCAAUCCUGAUUAGAAGCACCUGCUACUCAUCAGUUGUUCUUUCCAAGUGCUGUUUUGAAUUAAAAUAAAAUGUUACCUACACACUGAAGAAGGCCGCAAAGCCGAAACAUCUGUGUACGCUAUCCCUGAUGCAGUGAAACAUCUGUGUACGCUAUCCCUGAUGCAGUGAAACAUCUGUGUACGCUAUCCCUGAUGCAGUGAAACAUCUGUGUACGCUAUCCCUGAUGCAGUGAAACAUCUGUGUACGCUAUCCCUGAUGCAGUGAAACAUCUGUGUACGCUAUCCCUGAUGCAGUGAAACAUCUGUGUACGCUAUCCCUGAUGCAGUGAAACAUCUGUGUACGCUAUCCCUGAUGCAGUGAAACAUCUGUGUACGCUAUCCCUGAUGCAGUGAAAAUAAUAAUAAUAAAAAAUAAAAAAAUACGCUUUAUGCAACAUCUUUUUGAGUGCGGACCCAUUACCCCUUUUUAUUUGUCUGAAUUCACGGGUUUAACGCAACAGCCAAGCUUCUGGGAGAGCGCCAUGGUCCCCUUUUGAUUAGUUCUCAACCAUUCUACCAGUUGUAACUCUAUGAUUCCUUCCUGUAUCUCUGUCAGAUGAGACCCAGAAGCUGCUGAAGGAGCUGGCAAGUAGGAAGCCUCUC